Messenger RNA from Exaiptasia diaphana, 1718 nucleotides. Its product is annotated as bile acid-CoA:amino acid N-acyltransferase. The transcript has 2 exons. Gene Ontology annotation, molecular function: fatty acyl-CoA hydrolase activity. The record is from RefSeq and is a predicted model, not a curated record. Gene Ontology annotation, biological process: fatty acid metabolic process; acyl-CoA metabolic process. The coding region runs from base 108 to 1037 and encodes 309 amino acids. Lineage: Eukaryota; Metazoa; Cnidaria; Anthozoa; Actiniaria; Aiptasiidae.
AUCUCUGAAAGCGCUUAUUAAUCUAAGAAAGUGAUAGAAUUAUUAUGAACUCGUGUAUGAAUUUAGCUCAGAAGGUGCAGCUAACAUGUUCUCCUUUGUCAGCCAAGAUGGACGAGAAAGUCAACAUCGACGUUGAAGGUCUUGAACCAAACCAGAAGGUAUCUCUUCAAGCUAAACUAGUGGGAGAUUCAAAUGACAGAUAUCAUUCACUGGCUCACUACAUAGCAAACCAACAAGAAUUCACAGGCGUCAUUGACUUGAUUGGUUCUCACGGUGGACUUGUGGAAUUCAAAGCCGCUCAACUUGCUUCAAAUGGCUUUGCAGCCCUUGCAUUGGCAUACAUUUUGCAUAGUGACCUCCCUAAUCAAUUAGAAGAUAUUGAGCUUGAAUACUUUAUAGAAGCUGUUGAUUGGYUGAAAAAUCACCCRUCAAUCAUCCCAGGAGGGGURGGRSUAWUGGGGAUAUCUAAGGGAGCUGAAAUUUCUGUAYUACUUGCUUCACACUGUCAAGAUGUCCAGGCAGUAGUUUCCGUAGSUGGAAACUAUGGUCUUUCUAGUUUUCCURUGAUCUUUAGAGAUAAACUUGUUCCGUUCAUUAAAUUUGAUCCAUCAAAGACUGUUGCAUUGGAAAAUAGUGCUUUGAAAUGYAGAGAAUGUUACAUUGAUGACUGGASUGGAAGUGUUGAAGRAAACCCAAAMRYCAUUCCUGUGGAGAAAGCCARUGCAUCRWUUCUCAUUAUUUAUGGMACAGAUGACCAUGCAUUAAACACUGAAUUAUCUGCAACUUAUAYGUACAGCAGAUUAAAGGCAUUURGUAAGGAGGMMCGAUGUACUGUUCUUGGUUACCAUGGUGCUGGUCACAUAAUUGAGCCUCCGUAUACUCCACAUUCCAGUAUGAGUUACCAAAAGAACUWCAAUMUUUACUUUUCUUGGGGUGGAGAAGCCAAASCACACGCUUGUGCUCAAGAACACGCCUGGCAAAGGAUAUUGUCAUUCUUUCRGGAACAUUUGCCUAAAAAUAUGUUUAGCAAGUUAUAAGGUGUGGUAGCKURUUUUUUGUAUACAUGAUAUUUCAAGGGCAACAAUGAGGAUUGUAAAAAGACYKCUCAAUUUGUUGUAGUCUAAGACAAUGGGACGAUGACUAWUCAACACAGUUCUGGUUUGGGGURAACACWAAGCGGUUUGGCAGCAAMAAUUCUUAGGGCUAAAUUUGUGCAUCGUWUAKUAUUAGCAGGAAAMUUUCAUUAAAACAUGCUGUUUCAAAGCUCAAGACAGUACAUGAUACUCUGCUCUCGAUGCCAGAUUUGUACAGAUUGUACAAUACAUGAAGCGAAAAAAUUUUCAGAUUUGUGCGAGUGUGAUAUUUUAUAUAUGAUCUAUUAACCAUUUUUAUUUUGGUAYGUUCUUGUACAAGGGCGGAUCCAGGAUUUUCCUCAGAGAGGGAUGUGGGACUCUCAGGAGGGGGUGUACCCCACAAAUAUCAUUACCAUGAAGAUACAAAAUAAGGAAGGUAUUGAAGGAUAUAGAUCUCAGGGGGGGUGCGCACCCCCUGCACCCACCAGCUGGAUCCGCCCCAGUUGAAAAAGUCCUGAUGUUUUGUAUCUAAAUAAAGUUACUAUACCACAGRGGGAAGUCUGAUCAAGUAUAUUUUCACAGUCCAGUAUUUAUAAAGUCCCGAUUGCACAUUAAUUACUACGCCAUUGGCCCAUUAAAACAAGC